CCCUUCUCAUAACCGCAUGUCUACUCUAAUUGGGGUACACUCCGUUUGAAUCAAGUGCCAAAGCUUAUUGCACUGUAUUGUAUCGAUCAGCAGGGCCAUCAAUAUCGUCGUACUGUACACUACGCGCCUUCUCGGGAUGAGAAAAUAUCAGUGACAUGCUCUCCUCUCCUCCCACUCAUCGCCGCUCUCACCUUCUCUCACCACCUCCAUCAGAGGUGGUUUCUCUGGUCCACUUGUUAUUUUCACAACGCCGUUCUUGCCGGAACCCGUCGCUCGCAGGGCGGCUUUGGUCCCCGCUGUCUGUUCGGACAAGCCAUUCGAGCGGUUUCUUUCACAAAAGCCGCAUCCCCAGACGAAGCCUGCGGCAGCUGCCGCUUUCCCGGCUCGCCAGAAUCCGCUCAUUCUAAUCGACGGCCAUGGCUUCCGCCGUCGCCGUGCAAGGGAGCGCAUUGUCCUGCAGCGGUCUGCGCGUCUCACCUCGGCUCGGUUCCAACAACCCAUAUGCCUCCCUCGCCUCAGCCGUUCCUGUGCCGCGCAAGCUCUCCUUAGCCAAAUCCGCUGCUCGUCAAACGCGCCGCGUCUCUGUCAACGCUUCGGCGAAGCUUCCGUCGUCAGAGUCCGAAGAAACUGAAGUUUCCCCUUCGUCCAUUCGUCACGACUCAGUCCCGUCUUCGUCGCUGUUCCCCAGCCUCCCGUCCUCGUUAACCGACGCAACCACCGCUCUUCUCGACGCCUUCAAAGCCGCGUUAAAGCCGGCGCUCGCAGCCCUCCUAAUCUCCGCCGUCCUCGCCGCCGGCGUCCCGGACGCCGCCCUCGCCGCGCAGGGCGGCGGGCGGAUCGGCGGAGGCGGCUUCUCCGCCUCCCGCAUGCGCUCGUACGCCCCGCCGCCGUCGUCCGUGCCCCGCGGGGGCUAUUCCUCCUACGCCGCCCCCCCGGUGGUCCCCUUCUUCGCGCCAUCCCCCUUCUUCUUCUUCGGCCCCUCCGUGGCCUUCGGCGGCGGCGGCGGCGGCGGCGGGAUCUUUAAUCUCCUGCUCAUUGGGAUCGCGAUCUGGUUCGUGUCGCAGUCCGUGAUGGGGUUUCUGAGCCAGUCGGCGGAGGAGGACGUGUGGCAGGAGACGCAGCGCAGCAGCGUGGUGCGGCUGCAGGUCGGGCUGCUGGGCACGGCGAGGCGGCUGCAAAGGGAUCUGGACCGGAUUGCGGACCGUGCGGAUGCGAGCACGCCGGAGGGCCUCCAUUACAUACUUCAAGAAACCGUGCUUGCCCUGCUGCGCAACCCUGACUACUGCAUAUAUGGCUUCUCCUCCUCUGAGGUGAAUAACGAUUCGUACGCGGGCGAGGCGGCGUUCAACCGCAUGAGCAUGGAGGAGCGGAGCAAGUUCAAGGAGGAGACUCUUGUCAAUGUGGAUGGCAUGAGGCGGAGAGUCGUGCGCAACCCCAGCCAGAACCGCAUGAACUCCGAAUACAUUGUGGUGACGGUGCUGGCAGCAGCAGAGGGCACAUUUCGCCUGCCUGAAAUCAAAUCUGCCAGCGACCUGAGGGAAGCCCUCACUCGGCUCGGCUCUGUUCCCGCUGACGAGCUUCAGGCUGUGGAGGUGCUUUGGACGCCUCAAGAUGAUGAAGAUACUCUCACAGAGCGUGACUUGCUUUCAGACUUCCCUCGUCUCCGCCCCCUGUGAUUGAAAAUGGGCCUGUCACACAAGUGUUGAGCUAUACUCUAGGGACUACUAGUGGCCCUCAGUGCUUUUUUAUUAGGCUGUCAGUUGUUAGGGUGUUAGGCAGUUUCUAGUUGUCCCACUUCAGUACCGUUGUGUGUAUAUCUCGAGGGAAUUGAGGUGGAGGUGGUUUUGAAUCUGGUAUUGAAGUUACAGUGAAAGUACAAAAAGUUCUACCU
This is a messenger RNA of Closterium sp. NIES-67, 1891 nucleotides long. The record is from the annotation of a GenBank genome assembly. Lineage: Eukaryota; Viridiplantae; Streptophyta; Zygnematophyceae; Desmidiales; Closteriaceae.